Molecule: messenger RNA, 2513 nt
Organism: Python bivittatus (Burmese python)
Lineage: Eukaryota; Metazoa; Chordata; Lepidosauria; Squamata; Pythonidae
Source: RefSeq, a predicted model, not a curated record
CCGGGGAAACUAGGAAGAACCAAGGUGGGAGACGAUAAUCUCUGCUGAAGUUGCACCAUGGAUCUUAUGCACAGUGCGGGGGUCCAGGCCACCAGCUACCUCCAAGAGAAUUUCAUGGACUUUCAGAACUGGUUUCUCUUCAUCUCCACAGCAGCUGACCUCAAAACAACUUUUUUUGUCUUCUUCCCUAUCUGGUUCCAACUGAAGGAAGCAGUGGGAAUCCGGCUCAUCUGGGUAGCUGUCAUCGGCGAUUGGUUCAACCUUGUUUUCAAGUGGAUCCUCUUUGGAGAGAGACCCUACUGGUGGGUACAUGAGACAGAUUUCUAUGGCAACGUAACACCCCCAGUAAUCCGGCAGUUUCCCAUUACCUGUGAGACUGGUCCAGGUAGCCCUUCUGGUCAUGCCAUGGGGUCUUCUGGGGUCUACUAUGUCAUGGUGACAGCCCUGCUAUCACAACUAUUGCCACAGAAGCGAAACACCCUGACUGCCAGGUUUCCUUUGCUUUACAGCAUCAGAAGGAUACAACCCCAAAGAGCCAGGUGUUUGCAUGGUCUUCUUUGGACAGGAUUCUGGGCAGUACAAGUCUGUGUCUGCUUAUCCCGAGUCUUCCUUGCUGCACACUUCCCACAUCAAGUGAUCUCAGGUGUUAUUUCAGGGAUGGUGGUGGCUCUGGCUUUUGAGCAUGUCCAUUCCAUCUACACCGCCAGUCUCAUGCGAUACGUGGGAACUAUUGGCUUCCUCUUUGGCUUUGCACUGGGCUUCUACCUGCUGCUCAAGGUGCUGGGUGUAGAUCUUCUGUGGACACUCGAGAAAGCCCACAAGUGGUGUGAACGGCCUGAGUGGGUCCAUAUUGACACGACCCCUUUUGCUAGUCUGCUGCGCAACCUGGGCAUUUUGUUUGGUCUGGGGCUCGGACUCAACUCCCCAAUGUAUGCAGAAAGUUGCAAAGGGAAGCAAAGCCAAGGACUGACUUUCCACCUCAGCUGCAUUGUUUCCUCAUUAUUAGUCCUGCACCUGUUUGAUUCCUUUGAACUACCCACUGACCAGGAGAUCCUCUUCUACAUCCUCUCAUUCUGCAAGUGCACUUGUGCCCACAUCUGUGCAGUGGCCCUGAUCCCCUAUGGGAUUUCCUGCCUCCUUCAGCAGACAGACAAGAAAGAUUUAUAAGGAACAAAUGUCCUGCAAUAGAACUACCUUGGACAUGGAUCUUCAGCUCUGAAGACUAAAGUUUUAUAAACUAAGAUAUGUUGCUGUCUCUUUUGUGGAUGAUCAAACAGAGCCUUGAUCCCUUCCAUAUACUGAUGAAUACAGCUGCCUCCAGAUAGAAACGGUUUGAUAUCCUGGCUGGAAGGACAGGGAGGAAAGAUGUAGGUAUUUUAGCCAGAGAUGAAAGCUGAGUGGCAUCUGGGAUGUGUCUUAGAAAAGCUUGAGGAAUUCAAACUGGGACAGAAGAUGGCUAAAGUACCUUGCUAGUUUGCAAGCAAGACAGAAUUAUUUACAAACUUUUAAUAGUGGCCUGGAAGAACCAUUUGCUGUAUUUGCCCUGUCUGCUCUCCUACCCCACCCCACCCCCACACAUUCUGGUUCCUUCUCCAUGUUUGUCUUACAUUCUUUUCCCUCUUUUCAUGUGAAUGUUUGUGCACAACAGCAUUUCAAAAAAAACCCCUUGCUUUUUGCCAUUUUCUUAUCACUUAUGGACCUGGUUAUCAUCCUACAUUUAACCAAUUUACUGCCCAUUCAGAUUUUGUAAUGGCAGCUUUGUCUCCCACUUGUAAUCAUGUGUUUGGCACAGCACAGACACAACCAUAAACCCUAAAUCAAAUUGAUGCAGGGUUAAGUUUGUGUACCAUUUUUUUAAUAUAACACCUGAAGGAUUCAGGCACUUUCCUAGGAUCACAUUUCUAUGCCUGCUUUUUAGGAAGUGAUUCAGUCGUAUCAGAGUACUUCUUGCACAAAGUCAUGUACUCAACAGUUUGUACACGAGCUGGUGAACUAUGCAAUUAACAAGUUGCUGUGUAUGAAGAAAGCUUAUGUGCCUCCCGCUUAUUACAUAUCAUGCUGUUUUGGACUAAACAAAACAUGGAUAAUUAGUUAUAAAGUUUCUGAUCCUAAGAUGUAACAAUAGGGAGUUAGGACCACCUUCCCAACUUGGUACUUUCCAGAUGUGUUGCGAAUAUAAAUUCCCAAAUGUCCAGCCAACAGGGGCCAUUCUGAGAAUUCUAAGCAUCAGUCCCCAUAUAUCCAGAGGAGGCCAAAUUAGGCAAGACUGAGAAAAGAAUUAUGUCUUUUAAGCUCUUUUCCAAACGGUUCACCAGAAGACAGUUUCGAGAAGACAACAUACACUGUUAGAAACAAACACAGUAGCAGAGUUUAAUUUGGAACUCAGUAACAGUAUGGGACACAUCAUGACACAUCUGACACAUGCAAUUUUUCUUCUCUGUACCAAAAAACUGCUUGGUUUAUGAUGAAGCUGCUCCCUGCAGAGAUAACAAAGUUUCCAGGCAUGCUUGUUU